Lepus europaeus (European hare) is the source of this 2058-nucleotide messenger RNA. It is a transcript of the gene TBC1D10B, whose product is annotated as TBC1 domain family member 10B. The record is from RefSeq and is a predicted model, not a curated record. The transcript is spliced from 9 exons. Lineage: Eukaryota; Metazoa; Chordata; Mammalia; Lagomorpha; Leporidae. Bases 1 to 2058 code for a protein of 685 amino acids.
AUGGCCUCGGCCUCCGGGGCAGACCCUCCGAAGACCGAAGAGGCUCCAGCCUCCCCCGCCCCGGCACCGGGGAUCCCCAGCGGGACUCCCACCAGAACCCCUUCCAGGAUGGCUCCUGGGGCCCUGGCCGCCAAACCCCCGCUUGCCCCGAAGCCGGGAACCACGGCGGCCCCCGCAGGGACCGCGCGGGGUGCAGCAGGACAGGUGGUGACAGGUGGACCCGGGGCCGCAGCGGCGCCGUCCGCGUCGGCGUCCCCGGCUCCUGAGGACCCCUCGGCGCCAGGCGCGGGCCCUCCGGGGGCGUGUGAGGCCCCCGUGGCCGUCGUGACGGUGACCCCCGCUCCGGAACCUGCCGAAAACUCUCAAGACCUUGGCUCCACGUCCAGCCUGGGGCCCGGCAUCUCCGGGCCUCGGGGGCAGGCCCCGGACACCCUCAGCUACUUGGACUCCGUGAGCCUCAUGUCCGGGACCUUGGAGUCCUUGGCGGAUGAUGUGAGCUCCAUGGGCUCGGACUCAGAGAUCAACGGGCUGGCCCUGCGCAAGACGGACAAGUAUGGCUUCCUUGGGGGCAGCCAGUACUCGGGCAGCCUAGAGAGCUCCAUUCCCGUGGAUGUGGCUCGGCAGCGGGAGCUCAAGUGGCUGGAGAUGUUCAGUAGCUGGGAUAAGUGGCUGUUGCGGCGUUUCCAGAAGGUGAAGCUGCGCUGCCGGAAAGGGAUCCCCUCCUCCCUGCGCGCCAAGGCCUGGCAGUACCUGUCCAACAGCAAGGAGCUCCUGGAGCAGAACCCGGGCAAGUUUGAGGAGCUGGAGCGGGCCCCCGGGGACCCCAAGUGGCUGGACGUGAUUGAGAAGGACCUGCACCGCCAGUUCCCUUUCCACGAGAUGUUUGCUGCUCGCGGGGGGCACGGGCAGCAGGACCUGUACCGGAUCCUGAAGGCCUACACCAUCUACCGGCCCGACGAGGGCUACUGCCAGGCCCAGGCCCCCGUGGCCGCCGUGCUGCUCAUGCACAUGCCUGCCGAGCAAGCCUUUUGGUGCCUGGUGCAGAUCUGUGACAAGUACCUCCCUGGUUACUACAGUGCAGGGCUGGAGGCCAUCCAGCUGGACGGAGAGAUCUUCUUCGCGCUCCUGCGCCGGGCCUCCCCGCUGGCUCAUCGGCACCUGCGGCGGCAGCGCAUCGACCCCGUGCUCUACAUGACGGAGUGGUUCAUGUGCAUCUUUGCCCGCACACUGCCCUGGGCGUCAGUCCUGCGCGUCUGGGACAUGUUUUUCUGUGAAGGCGUUAAGAUCAUCUUCCGAGUGGCCCUGGUGCUGCUGCGGCACACGCUGGGCUCGGUGGAGAAGCUGCGCUCUUGCCAGGGCAUGUACGAGACCAUGGAGCAGCUGCGCAACCUGCCCCAGCACUGCAUGCAGGAGGACUUCCUGGUGCACGAGGUGACCAAUCUCCCAGUGACAGAAGCCCUGAUCGAGCGGGAAAACGCAGCCCAACUCAAGAAGUGGCGAGAGACCCGGGGGGAGCUGCAGUACCGGCCUUCGCGGCGCUUGCACGGCUCCCGGGCCAUCCACGAGGAGCGCCGGCGACAGCAGCCGCCGCUCGGCCCCUCCUCCAGCCUCCUCAGCCUCCCCGGCCUCAAAAGCAGAGGCUCCCGGGCCGCGGCAGGAGCCCCCUCCCCACCUCCGCCAGCCCGCAGGGCCAGUGCCGGGCCGGCCCCAGGGCCCGUGGUCACCGCUGAGGGACUGCACCCAUCCCUGCCCUCACCUACCGGCAACAGCACCGCCCUGGGCUCCAGCAAGGAGAGCCGGAAGCAGGAGAAGGAGCGGCAGAGGCAGGAGAAGGAGCGGGAGAAGGAGAGCCGGAAGCAGGAGAAGAAGCAGGAGAAGGAGCGGGAGAAGGAGCGGCAGAAGCGGGAGAAGGAGCGGCAGAGGCAGGAGAGGAGCCAGGGCCGGAAGCUCUCGCUGCGGCGGAAGGCCGACGGGCCCCCGGCCUCGGCGGACGGCGCGGACGCGGACGGCGGGGACAGGGCCUCGGCCGCCGAGCCCCGGCAGGACGCCUACUUCUGA